This is a messenger RNA of Zygosaccharomyces rouxii, 1047 nucleotides long. It is a transcript of the gene DUS4, whose product is annotated as tRNA dihydrouridine synthase. Gene Ontology annotation, biological process: tRNA processing. Bases 1 to 1047 code for a protein of 348 amino acids. The record is from RefSeq and is a predicted model, not a curated record. Lineage: Eukaryota; Fungi; Ascomycota; Saccharomycetes; Saccharomycetales; Saccharomycetaceae. Gene Ontology annotation, molecular function: tRNA dihydrouridine synthase activity; flavin adenine dinucleotide binding. The transcript has a single exon.
AUGGAGAAGGGUUCUGUACUCAUCCCUAGGCCUAAGCCUUUAAGGCCUCAUAAUGAUCCUUUACACAUUAUAAAAACGAGGAAAGCUACACAUAAGAGGCCAGCGACUAUAGCAGGACCUAUGGUUAGAUAUUCCAAAUUACCAUUCAGACAAGUUUGCCGUCAAUAUGACACUGAUAUAGUUUAUACCCCCAUGAUCUUAGCAAGAGAAUUCGUGAGAAAUCCUCAUGCCAGAUUAGCCGAUUUCUCUACGAAUUCAAGUGACUCGCCGCUUAUGGUGCAAGUGGGGACUAAUAACGUUAUGGAUCUCUUGAAAUUUGUUGAAAUGGUAGCGCCUUACUGUGAUGGGAUUGGUAUCAACUGCGGGUGUCCCAUAAAGGAACAAGUACGAGAAGGUAUUGGCUGUGCACUAAUUUACAAUCGAGAGUUAUUAUGUUCUAUGGUCAAAGCCGUCAAGGAAAAAUAUGGUGAUUUGGUUAGAUUAGAGACGAAGAUUAGAAUUCAUGAAGAUUGGGAUCAGACCGUUAAACUAUGCAGAGAUCUAUGUUCCGCGGGCGUUGACUGGAUAACAAUUCAUGGUAGAACUAAAAAUACAAGAUCUUCUCAUACUGCAAACUUCGAAGCUAUUAGAUACGUAGUGGAUAGGAUUCGUGAUAAGCAAGUACCAGUAGUGGCUAACGGUGAUUGUCUACAAUCGGAAGAUGUACAGAAGAUUGCUGAAAUUACAGGAGCUGAUGGUGUAAUGGCCGUUAGGGGUGUUUUAUCGAAUCCGGCUUUAUUCAGUGGGUUUAAAACAUGUCCUUGGAGUUGUGUAGAGUGGUUUUGGUAUUACACUUUAGAAUUCGGUGGAUUGCCUUACCAAUUGUUACAACACCAUCUUUACUGCAUGUUGGAAAAUAUGGAAGUACCAAGAAAUUUAAUCAAAGAGUUGAUGGACGUUAAAGGCACAGCUGAACUGUUAGACUGGUUUGGUGAUCAUUUCGAGCUGAAGCGAUAUGGUGAACCUGGAUUUGCAACCUGUGUCGAUAUACCUUGGAAGAACCAAUAA